Molecule: messenger RNA, 924 nt
Organism: Brassica oleracea var. oleracea
Lineage: Eukaryota; Viridiplantae; Streptophyta; Magnoliopsida; Brassicales; Brassicaceae
Product: F-box protein At1g30790-like
Exons: 1
Coding region: 1-924 (307 amino acids)
Molecular function (GO): protein binding
Source: RefSeq, a predicted model, not a curated record
AUGGAUAAGAGUGUCUUUUACGGAGACGACGACGAGGAGUCAAGGGACAGUGGCGGCGACAAGAGGAGCCGCCGAGGCCGAGGUAAGCUCCUCCUCCCUUACGAUAUGGAGGUGGAGACACUGAGUAGAUUGCCUGGAAAGUCGCUGAUGAAGCUCCUAUGCGUGUCCAAGACUUGGUCUUCCUUUAUACGAAGCCAAAGAUUCGUGGCUUCUUACUACGCUGCCAAGCCAUCCCGUUUUGUAGCCGCUUUCACCAACAGUGUAUUCGGUAAACCCGAGCAUCUGUUCAUCUUGUCGGGAGAGGAGGAGGAAGCUUCUUCUUCUUCUUCUUCUUCUUUGGUUGCCAAUCUAGACAUGACAAUACCCUCAGUGACCUUGCCUUACAACGGCUACAAGUAUUCUUCCGUCCAUGGCUUUAUGGCUUGUAAUGAUGGGACAACUUUCAUUAUAUGUAACCCUAGCACGCGGCAAGUCGUUUCCUUUCACUGCAAGGCAUUUCGCACAUCCUUGGGAUACGAUCCUGUUCAUGAUCAAUUCAAAGCGUUGACCCUGUUGACAUCUGUGUAUGAUCAUAUUCAUAACCCUAGUUUGAUGAUGUGCACGCACGAGGUUAUAAGACUUGGAAGAGGAGGAGUAGUAGUAUCUCGUAGCAGCCAAGUUACCUCCCCGUAUUAUCUCCCUAUGACUGUGGGACGAUGCAUCAAUGGUUUCAUGUAUUAUGGUGCUUCUGUUCCAGUUCCAAAUGAAGCAGAGACUCCUCCUACUCCUGUGUUUGUCUGUUUUGAUGUUAGAAAUGAGAGGAUACUAAGUUUUAUCACUACGCCUAAGGAGGUCCUGGUUUGGAAGGUUUAUACAUCAUUGAUAGAAUACAAAGGGAAGCUAGCUGUCGUUGUACCAAACUGCUUGGGAUGUGCUUCUUCUUAA